AUGUACUACCUCAGAUUUUAUAGCCUUGGAUUCCUGCUCCUGGCAGCGAACCCUGCCACUGUAACUGCAUUUACUGCAACUGGCAGUGCCGCAAAUGUAGCAGCCGCUACAGACCCGGCGGUUGCGUACCCUGGGCCAAAACAGUCUGGCGCUGCUGAAGGAUCCCAUCCAUCCUACAUCUGGCCACUGGCAUCCUCCUCAACUGCUACUCCUAAUUGCAACAAAGUCCAGUACAAUUUCCCUAGCGGGACGAAUUCAAACACCUCGCGGGCUGAUGCCGUUAAGAACCUCUAUCGCCGAUCAUGGGACCAGUAUGCUGAGUACUGUUUUGGUUCCGACCAAAUCCUGACUCUGACCAAUACUUGCGCCGAUGACAUUUUUGGAUGGGGUGCAACCAUUGUGGAUGGCAUUGAUACUGCGAUUCUGAUGAAUUUGACCGAUAUCGUGGAGCAGCAGUUGGCUCAUAUUGCUGCCACUGAUUACACAACUGCAAACUCUUUGGUCGAUGGAUUCGAUGCUAUCAUUCGUUACUUAGGAGGACUACUUUCUGCUUAUGACAUUCUCAAGAGCGGUUAUGUGCCCGAAGGGACUUAUAACCAGACCAAUGUCGAUGCCCUCUUAACCCAGGCAAAAAUUCUAGGUGAUAAAUUGAAAGUCCAAUUCGAUACGCCGAGUGGAUUACCAACGUCUGAAAUAAACUUCACGACUAAUGAGCCUAUAAAUUCUCAGUAUACCAGCUCUUUGAACAAUGUCACUUAUAAUGCUACCAAUGCUGCCGUAGCUGGAACUAUUGUUUUGGAGUUUGCCAGGUUGUCCGAUUUGACCGGAGACGAGUCUUUCUUGGAGCUUGCCUUGAAAGCAGAAGGAAACUUAAUCUUUCCCAACCCGGCGCCUGUCUGGCCUGGUCUAGUGGGAAGUGAACUUGAUAUCGAGACUGGAAACUACCUGACAUUUGACUUUGGAUGGCAUUCCCAGAUUGAUAGUUUCUUAGAGUACCUCAUCAAAACAUAUUACUACAAGCCAGAGUCAGCUGCUUUCUCUGUUAUGAAAGAUUUCUGGGUUUCUACGGCAGAAUCUACCAUCAAACAUAUCGCCUUGCACCCAUACAAUCACCCUGAAUUGACAUUCAUUAGCGCAGGUGAUGUAGAAGGAAACAUUGAAUGGUCGGGAGAUGACUACUCCUGCUUUGCUGGAGGCAAUCUUUUGCUCGGGGGUGUCUUUCUAGGUAGACAAGAUAUUACGGACCUUGGAGUCGCCUUCACAGAUGCUUGCCACUUAUUUUACAACACUACCGUUACCGGUCUUGGGCCUCUUGGAUUCGCUUGGUACAACGCCUCAAACGACGCCUACGAAGAAUCCUGGAACACGAACGAAACAUAUCGUGAAAUGGCCGAAGAAUUCGGUUACUUCAUCCCCGAGGGUAAUGAACAAUGGGACUCCUUCCCCGAGUCCAUCGAGAGCAUUUUCUACGCGUACCGAAUUACCGGAGACAGCAAAUGGCAAGGUUACAACUGGGAGAUUUUCGAAAGUGUUGCAAAGCAAAGCGAAGCCGGAGUUCCAGCUGCACCUAUUUCUAACGUCGAAGUCAACUAUAGCUUCAUUUCUGAGUUGCCCAGCUACUACUUCGCUGAAGUACUGAAGUACCUUUUCCUGUCCUUCGUGGAUCCGGAAAUUAUCAACCUUGACGACUGGGUCUUCAAUACUGAGUGCCACCCUAUAAUUCGUAAUGCUGGCUCUUGUGGUACAGACUGA
Messenger RNA from Talaromyces atroroseus, 1752 nucleotides. RefSeq lists its product as hypothetical. Bases 1 to 1752 code for a protein of 583 amino acids. The record is from RefSeq and is a predicted model, not a curated record. Gene Ontology annotation, biological process: carbohydrate metabolic process; N-glycan processing. Gene Ontology annotation, cellular component: Golgi membrane; endoplasmic reticulum. The transcript is spliced from 8 exons. Lineage: Eukaryota; Fungi; Ascomycota; Eurotiomycetes; Eurotiales; Trichocomaceae. Gene Ontology annotation, molecular function: calcium ion binding; mannosyl-oligosaccharide 1,2-alpha-mannosidase activity.